AUGGAUAUUGCCAUUCAACACCCCUGGUUCAGACGUGCCCUGGGCUCCGUCUACCCUGCCCGACUCUUUGACCAGUUUUUUGGAGAGGGAAUGUUUGACUACGACCUCUUCCCCUAUACCACUUCCACCAUCAGCCCCUAUUACAGACAGAUGCUGUUCCGAAACCUUUUGGAUUCCUCCAACUCCGGCAUCUCUGAGGUGAGGUCUGACAGGGAGAAGUUUACAGUCUACCUGGACGUCAAGCACUUCUCUCCCGAUGAGCUCAAUGUGAAGGUGACUGAUGACUAUCUGGAGAUCCAGGGCAAGCAUGGAGAAAGACAGGAUGACCACGGUUACAUCUCUCGGGAGUUUCAUCGCCGCUACCGCCUCCCCUCCAGUGUUGACCAAUCAGCAAUCAGCUGCACCCUGUCAGCCGAUGGUAUGCUGACUCUGACCGGGCCUAAGGUCAGCGGGGGGAGCGAAUCCGGUCGCAGCGAGCGCAACAUCCCCGUCACCCGUGACGACAAGACCAACGCCGCUCCAUCCUCCUAG
This is a messenger RNA of Melanotaenia boesemani (Boeseman's rainbowfish), 531 nucleotides long. It is a transcript of the gene cryaa, whose product is annotated as crystallin, alpha A. The record is from RefSeq and is a predicted model, not a curated record. The transcript is spliced from 3 exons. Gene Ontology annotation, biological process: response to heat; protein refolding; lens development in camera-type eye. Gene Ontology annotation, molecular function: structural constituent of eye lens; protein folding chaperone. The coding region runs from base 1 to 531 and encodes 176 amino acids. NCBI's taxonomy places the organism in Eukaryota, Metazoa, Chordata, Actinopteri, Atheriniformes, Melanotaeniidae.